ACGUAGAACAAUCCAACCUUAUUCGCUGCCCAACCGAAUAUAUCCAUUAAUGAAAUUACCCUCAAGAUACGUCGUCACUUUUGCUGUGUCAAUCGAUAACGCCCAGCUGCACGAAAAAGUUUGUGGCCAUAAUAAUCGAAGAGUUGUUUACAAAGUUGAGUUUCAGAGAGAUAGCACUGAGUGCAAGGGCCAGCGCCAUUUUGGCAUUUCUUAUACCAUUUUUUGCUCGCUAAAGUAUCGCAUUUUCGUUUCUUUGAAGAGACGUCUGGCUCUUUAUCUGCUCAUCCUGAACCAGUAGCUCUAACAGCGGGUUCGUCCAAUGACUGACAGGAUUUUCGGACAGUGAUCAUUCAAAUUUCAUUCUCAGUUUUCGACACACCCAGAACAUCACAAAUCAGUCUUGCCAAUGAGAAUUCACUUCAUUUUUUUUAUUAUAACUUUGGUAACUUUUGUAUCCAAGACUAACUCUGUUGGUGGCCUCGCUGGCGAUAGACCGAGUAUACUUGUUAUUCCCAACUCAAAAACCGAAUUUGAGCCGCCAACGGAAGCUGAAGAGGCCAAGACUACGAUAUCCACCUCACCACAAGAAGCUAAAAAGGUCAAGACUAGUUUUUUUAUCAAGGCUGUUUUAAUCAGAUUAGUUAAGUGCUUCAAGGCUUAAACAUCGAUUUUAGGAUCGGAAGUCGCCGGUGGUCGCAGCUGAAAUGCGCCAUAUACUUCGUAAUACAUCGAGUAUUCAAAUAUCCUUCUUCGCUUUCAUAAACGACAAGAUCAAUCGUAGCUACACGUCUAGGCGUCCCAUAUGACAAUUACCCCCCAAACUACCGAUCUCUCGCACUCUUUUGACUCUAUUUUCGCUUUGAUCAUCAACUUAAAUAUAGUUACAAUUUACUACUCUUUCCAAC
This is a messenger RNA of Plasmopara halstedii, 905 nucleotides long. RefSeq lists its product as uncharacterized. The record is from RefSeq and is a predicted model, not a curated record. Lineage: Eukaryota; Oomycota; Peronosporomycetes; Peronosporales; Peronosporaceae. The coding region runs from base 407 to 661 and encodes 84 amino acids. The transcript has a single exon.